Molecule: messenger RNA, 752 nt
Organism: Ipomoea triloba (trilobed morning glory)
Lineage: Eukaryota; Viridiplantae; Streptophyta; Magnoliopsida; Solanales; Convolvulaceae
Product: non-specific lipid-transfer protein 1-like
Exons: 1
Coding region: 140-496 (118 amino acids)
Biological process (GO): lipid transport
Cellular component (GO): membrane
Molecular function (GO): lipid binding
Source: RefSeq, a predicted model, not a curated record
GGCGACACUAUCAUAUCUGAGAUUUUGCAAUUCCUAAUCCCCAUCAUAUUACCACUACUUUAAAUACAUCCCCACUUCUCUAAACUCCCCACACCUUAAACUCAAAAUUAAUUCAAUUCUCACAGUACAGCCACACAAUAUGACGCCUAACCUCAAAUUCUCAACGCUCAUAAUCUGCCUCCUGGUGCUGCUGGCGCCGUGCAGCGAGGCCGCGGUCUCCUGCAACACGGUGUUCAACAGCCUUGUCCCCUGCCUUAGCUACGUCAUGAACGGCGGCAAGAAGGUGCAGCCGGCGUGCUGCCGUGGCAUCAAGUCCCUCUACGCUGCCGCCAAGACGGCCACAGAUCGCCGGAGCGUGUGCUCGUGCUUGAAGUCCGCUGCCUCAUCCAUUAGUGGUAUCAACUUCAAGUAUGCCGCUCAGCUGCCUGGGAAAUGUGGUGUUAAGAAUAUACCCUUCCAAAUUGGCCCAAAAGUUGACUGCUCAAAGGUCAAGUAAGCAAAGCUCCUGGGAAUGAAUUAUUGAAGGUUACCUUGAUCAUAUAAUGGGUUGUAUUAGAUGCAGCAUACAUAUAUACAUAUAUGCUGGAACAAAAUUGAAAUAAAAAUAAGCUAGAUUUCAAAAUAUAUAAUGUACUUUGUACUACAUAUUUUAUGAAAUAUCUUGUACUACUAUACCUAACAUGGAUGUGCUAUUUCCCUUAGUAUUUAUGGGUUGCAUAUGAUAUGAUUUGGUUGAUCUUAAUUAAAUUAAA